AUGAAGGGGAAGAUUUGCCGCUUUUCCACUGCCGGCGCUCCCGACGUUGAACCGCUAACCAGGGUCACCCCUUCGGCAUUCUUCCACUCUCCCGACCUGCUGGAGAUGCCCGAGGUGCUGGAUCACGGAUCUACUGAGUCUACUACUAGUCCUCGUAACUUCGAGGUUUCAAACUUCUCAGGAGGCAAGUGGUGGGACGAGCGACCGACGCCCUGCAAACGGUUCGCUGCCAAACCCAAUCUGGCAUAG
This is a messenger RNA of Aspergillus melleus, 249 nucleotides long. RefSeq lists its product as uncharacterized. NCBI's taxonomy places the organism in Eukaryota, Fungi, Ascomycota, Eurotiomycetes, Eurotiales, Aspergillaceae. The record is from RefSeq and is a predicted model, not a curated record. Bases 1 to 249 code for a protein of 82 amino acids. The transcript has a single exon.